Molecule: messenger RNA, 1708 nt
Organism: Ectocarpus siliculosus
Lineage: Eukaryota; Phaeophyceae; Ectocarpales; Ectocarpaceae
Source: the annotation of a GenBank genome assembly
CUGCUGCUGUGCUGUGUGUACAUCGUGCCACAACAGUCGAUCCCAGGAGUAGCACUCUCGUAAGCCAUGUUGAUGCGAUGUAUGGCUGGGACAGUGCUCCUCGCCGGGGCGCGAACCCUCGCUUUCCGUCCACCGUCGACGAUUUGGGGCGUGAAAGUGGCCGGCCAGGCCGCAAUGCGCCGACAGGUGGGCUCGCCGGUGCGAUCCAGCUCUACCAUGAAGCUUAAAACCGGGAUCGUGGGGAUGCCCAACGUGGGCAAGUCGACGUUGUUCAACGCUGUAACGGAGGCGCAGGGAGCAAUGUGCGCCAACUACCCGUUCGCGACGAUCGAGCCCAACAUCGGGGUGGUAGAGGUGCCGGACGGUAGGCUGAAGGUCCUCGCUGAGAUCAACAAGUCGGUCAAGACCGUGCCCAGCACCCUGGACUUUUACGACAUUGCGGGGCUCGUAAAGGGGGCGAGCAAGGGAGAGGGGCUAGGAAACCAAUUCUUGGCAAACAUCCGGGAGUGUGACGCCAUCGUGCACGUCGUGAGAUGUUUCGAAGACCCGGAUAUCAUCCACGUGGAGGGCAGCGUGGACCCUGUCCGCGACAUCGACAUCAUCAACAUCGAGCUGGCGCUGGCAGACAUGGCACAGGUGGAAAAGCGUUUGCAGAAGGUAGCGAAGGACAAGAAGGCCACUGCGUCGGAAAAGACUGGGUUGGCGAAGCUUCUCAAGGUUCUUGAAGAAGGCAAGCCGGUGCGAACAGUGGAGCUCACGGAAGAAGAGGCUAAGGACACGGCGUACCUCGGUCUCUUGACAGCAAAAAAAGUUAUCUACGCGUGCAACGUGGCGGAUUCGGACCUCGCCGAUGGCAACGCAAUGGUUGACGGAGUAAGAAAAUUCGCAGAGGAGGAGGGGGCUAGGGUUGUGAUCGUUUCCGCUCAGGUGGAGUCGGAGCUGGUGGACUUGGACGGGGAAGAUAAGCAGGAGUUCCUGGAGUCCUUAGGUGUUUCAGAGGAAACCUGCGGGCUGCGAGCGUUAGUCAAGGAGGCGUAUACGGCGUUAGGGCUGCAGACGUACUUCACCUCGGGGGAGACGGAGACGAAGGCGUGGACGAUCUACGCCGGUUGGACAGCCCCGAAGGCGGCGGGGGUCAUCCACAGCGAUUUCGAGAGGGGGUUCAUUCGCGCCGAGGCCAUCAAGUACGAGGACCUGGUCAACUGUGGCAGCGAGAAGGCGGCCAAGGAAAAGGGGCUGCUGAGAAGCGAGGGGAAGGAAUACGUCGUCCAAGAAGGGGACGUGCUCCACUUCCGCUUCAACGUGUCCAAGUAGUAGAGAGACAGGCACCGCUUAGAACGCAACAAGUAAAUAGCUUCAUCCCCGCCAGUGACAAGCUCAUCCUCCCUUGGCGACUUGCCCCCUCAUGCGAACGAGCUUCUCCCCCCUUGCAGAGCAGUGGAGAAGAGGGCAGCUUAGAGUAUCUCGCUGUAUUGUCGUGACCCUGGGGGAAGAACGUUUUGAUUGCGGGGUGCCAUUGAAGAGAUCGCGAGGAACUUGUUCCCUAUACUGCUGUAGGAUGUACUAUUGAUCGGGGUGAUGUGAGCGGACGAUAGUAGUCUGUUCGACUCGAGAUGUUGCUACACCGGCCGCGUGCCGGUAGUGGUUUGGGCGCGGCGGAAUAUCUUAGUGAUUCGCGUGGUAUUCGUUGAGGUCGGCAUGAACAAGA